Xyrauchen texanus (razorback sucker) is the source of this 1618-nucleotide messenger RNA. Its product is annotated as ribosome biogenesis protein BRX1 homolog. Gene Ontology annotation, cellular component: nucleolus. Gene Ontology annotation, biological process: ribosomal large subunit assembly; rRNA processing. Lineage: Eukaryota; Metazoa; Chordata; Actinopteri; Cypriniformes; Catostomidae. The record is from RefSeq and is a predicted model, not a curated record. The coding region runs from base 318 to 1421 and encodes 367 amino acids. Gene Ontology annotation, molecular function: rRNA binding. The transcript is spliced from 10 exons.
CACUCACAUAAACACACACAAACACACACGCACACACUCACCAGCAUGUGUUGCAGGUUGGGCGUCUCUCGCUGAUCUCAACAGGGAAAUCUAACAGCAAUGAGAACCCUUCAUCAUCAUGAUCUCUCUGUUUCAUCUCCUCUUUUUCAUCUUCAUCAUCAUGAUCUCUCUCCUUCGUCUCCUCUUCAUCAUCAUCUGACCCUUUCGUUCCUUCAUUAAACGCUGAACUCAUUGUGUCACAUUAAACUCAUAUUUCUGCGCUUGAUCUCACGCAGUUUAUUGAAUGUGUUUGUGUGACUCCACUUCCGCUUCCGCUGAUGACGUAUGUGAGGAAGAUGGCAGCGCGCGGAGGGAAACGUGCGGCGGACACGUCUGCAGAAAACAGCGCAAAACGAGUGAAAAUUAAUCGAAGGAAAAGAUCACAAACACAGAAAAACACGAAGAGAGUGACAUUCAUUGCGGAGAAUGAACAACAGAAUGAAAAAUCAAAAGAACAAACGAAUAUUAUCACCGUUCCGCCGCCCGUCAGCAUGGGUAAAUGGACAAAUAAAGAGAGAGUUUUGGUGUUUUCCUCUCGUGGAAUCAACUUCAGGACGAGACACCUGAUGCAGGACUUAAAGACUAUAAUGCCACACAGUAAAGCUGACACCAAAAUGGACAGAAAAGACAAACUGUUUGUGGUUAAUGAGGUGUGUGAAAUCAAAAACUGUAAUAAGUGCAUCUUCUUUGAAGCCAAGAAGAAGCAGGAUCUGUACAUGUGGAUCUCAAACGUCCCUAACGGACCGUCUGCCAAAUUUCUGGUUCAAAAUGUUCACACACUCGCUGAGCUGAAAAUGACGGGGAACUGUUUAAAAGGCUCCAGACCGUUGCUGUCGUUUGACCCGAAAUUUGACCAGGAGCCUCAUUAUGGGCUGUUAAAAGAACUCUUCACUCAGGUCUUCUCCACACCUCAGUAUCACCCGAGGAGUCAGCCGUUUGUGGAUCACGUGUUCACGUUCACUAUCGCAGACAACAGAAUAUGGUUCAGAAACUAUCAGAUCAUUGAAGAAGACGCGUCUCUCGUUGAAAUCGGUCCUCGCUUUGUUCUGAACCUCAUCAAGAUAUUCCAGGGCAGCUUCGGCGGACCCACCCUGUAUGAAAAUCCGCAUUUCCAGUCGCCCAACAUGCAUCGGCGAAUGAUUCGUUUGGCCAUGGCGGCUAAACAGAAGGAGAGACAGAUGGUGAAGGAGAUCAAGAAGGACAAGCGGAAAGCAGGACAGGAAGUGAUGUCGCAGGACGUCACAGACGAUGUGUUUGUAACUCCAGCGGAGCAGAAACCCGUUCAGAUAGAAGUCGACGCUCCAAAGUCUCAAAUAAACAAGAAGAAACUGAAACUCGCUGCGCUGAAGAAGAAAAAGCUGAUGAAGCGCAAAGGCCUGUGAUGACCCGACUGUGUCAUACAGUAACGGUGUAAACAUCUGUCGUUGAUGUUAUUAGCCUGUGAAACUGUUUUCAGAACAGGAUUAGAUUUGGUUCAUUUGUCGUGUUCAGGUCAAGUGUCACAUAUAAUGAUUUACAUUAAGCGUCUGUAUUUUUCCAUUUAAACAUAUUUGAAAACAAUGCAAUGUUAUUAAAUGUU